GCUCGCAUUGAAUCGGCCCUAACGAUUCUCGGAUCGUCAUUAUUUGUAACCAUAGAGCAUGAAUUACCUCUUGAGGUCAUCAGCGAGAAUUUACGACUGGUCAACAAAAGCACGUGAUUCCCUAACGCCCCCCCAUCCCCCUUCCACCCCCCCCCCAUAUUUGGCCGCAUACAUAGCAAAACGAAGUACAGUGCAUCGCUAUAAUUCAUUAAUACAUCAUAAAUCGUGAAGCACAGGGUUAUAACGACCACGAUCCACAAAUCAAGCCCUCCAAAAUCACCCAAAUGAGCUCGUACUUUGUAAACUCCUUCUCGGGGCGUUAUCCAAAUGGCCCGGACUAUCAGUUGCUAAAUUAUGGCAGUGGCAGCUCUCUGAGCGGCUCUUACAGGGAUCCCGCUGCCAUGCACACCGGCUCUUACGGCUACAAUUACAAUGGGAUGGACCUCAGCGUCAACCGCUCCUCGGCCUCCUCCAGCCACUUUGGGGCGGUGGGCGAGAGCUCGCGCGCCUUCCCUGCGCCCUCCCAGGAGCCCCGCUUCAGGCAAGCGGCGUCGAGCUGCUCCCUGUCCUCGCCCGAGUCCCUGCCCUGCACCAACGGCGACAGCCACGGCGCCAAGCCCUCUGCUUCGUCCCCCUCCGACCAGGCGACCCCGGCCAGCUCCAGCGCCAAUUUCACCGAAAUAGACGAGGCCAGCGUGUCCUCGGAGCCCGAGGAAGCGGCGAGCCAGCUAAGCAGCCCAAGCCUAGCUCGGGCGCAGCCAGAGCCCAUGGCCACCUCCACAGCCGCGCCCGAGGGGCAGACUCCGCAGAUAUUCCCCUGGAUGAGGAAGCUUCACAUCAGCCAUGAUAUGACCGGGCCGGACGGGAAAAGGGCCCGGACCGCUUAUACCCGCUACCAGACCCUAGAGCUGGAGAAGGAGUUCCACUUCAACCGCUACCUGACGCGGCGGCGGCGCAUCGAGAUCGCCCACGCGCUCUGCCUGUCCGAGCGCCAGAUCAAGAUCUGGUUCCAGAACCGGCGCAUGAAGUGGAAGAAAGACAACAAACUGAAAAGUAUGAGCCUGGCUACAGCCGGCAGCGCCUUCCAGCCCUGAGCCCGCCGGGAGGAGCCCCGGGCGGCCCAAGAGCCCGUGCUGCUCCCAGCCCUGGCCCCUCCAAGCCUCCCCGCGCUGCCGCCGCCCGCAGGGGACCGGUUCCCACGAGCCUGCCUCGCCCGGGCCUUGUGCUACGAUUUUUCGUUUGGUCUUAAGUCUUCCUGUGGCUCCCUCUCUCUUGGACUGGUUAAUCUUGUUAUUAUUGUAAUAAUAAUGAUAAUUAUUAUUUUCCCACCAUGCUCCCCACUCCCCUCUGCUCACCCCAAAUCCGCCAGUGUUUCUGAACGUUCGUGUCUGUGGUUGCACUCCUUCCCCCAGGAAAAAAAGAAACUCGCAUGUUUAAUGUGAACUUUCCCCUCCCCAUCUGUGUUCUUCUAACUUAUUUAUAAAAGGAUGAUCUCUGUAUUUUGAGUUUCAGCUAGAAACUUCUCUAAAAGGGGCAGCAGUUGAGGUCGGAUAGUGCCGCAGCACCGGGCCCAGCUGAGCUGGCCUCGGAGACCGGAGUCCAUGACUGUGUCUCAUUCCACCUUCCUCUUCCUCCUCCCUCCCCACUCCCAGGCCCAAGUCUCCCAAGACUUGGUCCUGGGGUGGGAGGGGACCAGGGAGGACCAAAGGGGUGAUGUUGAGAAGAGGGCCGGUAAAUAAUGAGAUUUAAGUUCCUGCCGCCUGGGUAGGCCACACAAGGCCUGGUCUUGGAGCAUCCGGAAACAAAAAUAAUCCUCAGUGUAAAAUGUCUUGUGUAUUUCUCUGUGAAUCUAUGGGUCUGGCAUAGAGGGCCCAAAGCUUGUAAAUAUGGGGAUAGUCUGGGUCAGAUCUAGCCUCUCCUCCCUACCCAUUUCACUUCCAAGACCAUUUGUAGUGAGCGAGUGGAUGCUGUGCUACAUGUGAAAUCUGUCUUUGCCGGGCGGGCCUGUCUCAGUGAUUCGCUUUUGGUAUUUGUUUGUAGCUUUCCUUGAAGUCAAAUAAAUGUUUCCCCUCCUCCA
This is a messenger RNA of Balaenoptera ricei (Rice's whale), 2077 nucleotides long. It is a transcript of the gene HOXB5, whose product is annotated as homeobox B5. Gene Ontology annotation, cellular component: nucleus. The coding region runs from base 285 to 1094 and encodes 269 amino acids. NCBI's taxonomy places the organism in Eukaryota, Metazoa, Chordata, Mammalia, Artiodactyla, Balaenopteridae. Gene Ontology annotation, molecular function: RNA polymerase II cis-regulatory region sequence-specific DNA binding; DNA-binding transcription factor activity, RNA polymerase II-specific. The record is from RefSeq and is a predicted model, not a curated record. The transcript is spliced from 2 exons. Gene Ontology annotation, biological process: regulation of transcription by RNA polymerase II; anterior/posterior pattern specification.